CAUACUUUACCUCCCGCCACUCGUAACAGACCAACCAAUUCACAAUUCCCAACAUCACAAACCUAUCUGCAAAAUCUUCAUCCACACCUCUAUAUCAGUAAUCUAUACAUACAUAACCACUCAAAUUCAGGAUGGGUAUGGUUCUCGGAAAGAUCUGUGUCGAAACCCCGAAAUUCGAAGUCAUUCAAUCAACAAACGAGUAUGAGAUCCGAAAAUACUCACCUUCUGUUAUUGCCGAAGUCACCUACGAUCCAUCCCAAUUCAAAGGCAACAAAGACGCUGGUUUCACCAUAUUAGCCAAUUACAUCGGUGCUCUGGGCAAUCCCCAGAACACCAAGCCAGAAAAGAUCGCCAUGACGGCUCCGGUGAUAACCAAAUCGUCGGAGAAGAUUGCGAUGACAGCUCCGGUGGUGACCAAGAGCGGAGGAGAGGGGGAGAAGAAGAUGGUGUCCAUGCAGUUUAUACUGCCUGAGAAGUACAAGAAGGCAGAGGAGGCGCCAAAGCCGGUGGAUGAGAGGGUGGUGAUAAGGGAGGAGGGGGAGAGGAAGUUUGGGGUGGUGAAGUUUAGUGGGUCGGCGACGGAGGAGGUGGUUAAAGGGACGGUGGAGAAGAUGAAGGAGAGCUUGGGGAGAGAUGGGUAUAAGGUGAUUGGGGAGUUCUUGUUGGCAAGGUACAACCCUCCUUGGACUUUGCCUCCUUUUAGGACUAAUGAGGUCAUGAUACCUAUUGAAUGAAUUUUGAGAAGGGAUAACAUAUAAGUGAGUUGUAUUUGUAUCUCUGUUAUUGUUGUUAGACUGAUAAAUAAGACAUGUUUGUUUUUGUUA
Cornus florida is the source of this 824-nucleotide messenger RNA. RefSeq lists its product as uncharacterized. The transcript has a single exon. The coding region runs from base 132 to 734 and encodes 200 amino acids. NCBI's taxonomy places the organism in Eukaryota, Viridiplantae, Streptophyta, Magnoliopsida, Cornales, Cornaceae. The record is from RefSeq and is a predicted model, not a curated record.